AUGUCAUUAACUGCAAUGGAACCAUCUAAAUCACGAACUACCUUAGAAAUUGUUCGAGAUGGUCCUGAUGGAAAGAUUAUCGGAUAUAAAGAAAUCGUAGUUGGUGAACCGAAUUUGACUGCAAAAAACUCAACAUCAUUAUUACGUGAACCAGGGGCCAUAAACCACUUUGUCAAGGGAGCUUCUAGUCAAUUUCCAUUUGCUCCUGGUGGAUUGGAAUCCGAAGUAAUGGUUGAUACUGGAACCGUGAUAAAUAUUAAUGAUAAAGAAGUUGCAAAUAUUUCAUUGAAUUUUGAAGACGAUGAAAUAUUAUCAAUACCUCCAGGCUUUGAUCGUGGCUUGAUAUUUGAAGACGGACAAAAUCGUCAAAUUCGAGUUCCAAAAAAUAAAUUGACAAGUUUAAAUAUUACUGAUAUGAUAUCUAAUGAUGAAAAUGAACUGGCUGAAUUCCUUGAACCGUUGAAUGAAUCGGAAUAUAUUCGAGGUGUUUUAAAUAAAGAAUCACAAGAGAACAUUGAAGUCGUAGAAUUGGCAAAAGACGAAGAAACAAAAAAAGAUAUAACAGAUGUAGAAGAUUCUGUUGAUAACCUUCUACCAACUCGGGCAUCCCCACUUAAAGGCUUAGGUGCAGCAAGUAAAGCAAAUACCGCUGCAGUUCGAAAGCGUAAUUGGGCUCAUGAUAUUGAUGUCAAUAUUGAAUUAUCGAACUUUGAAGAGCUGGUUCCAGAAAUGGCUUUUAAUUAUCCGUUUGAAUUAGAUACAUUUCAAAAACAAGCAAUUUAUCAUUUAGAAAGUGGUUGUUCCAUCUUUGUAGCUGCCCAUACUUCAGCCGGUAAAACAGCGAUUGCUGAAUAUGCUAUAGCUUUAUCUGCUAAACAUAUGACGCGAGCUAUAUAUACGUCUCCGAUAAAAGCUCUUUCUAAUCAAAAAUAUGGAGAAUUUAAGAAAAAUUUUGAAGUUGGUAUACUGACAGGAGAUGUACAAAUCCAUCCUGAAUCUUCCUGUUUAAUUAUGACAACAGAGAUUUUAAGAUCAAUGUUAUAUAAAGGAGCUGAUCUAAUUAGAGAUGUCGAAUUUGUUAUAUUUGAUGAACGUGGUGUUGUGUGGGAGGAAGUUAUUAUUAUGUUACCCGCUCAUGUAAAUCUUAUUCUUUUAUCGGCUACUGUACCGAAUACCAAAGAAUUUGCUGAUUGGGUUGGGCGAACAAAGAAGAAAGAUAUUUACGUGAUUAACACACCGAAACGUCCAGUGCCACUUGAGCAUUACAUAUAUGCUAAUAAAGAAAUUCAUAAAAUUGUCGAUGAAAAUAGCAAAUUCCUAGAACAAGGGUAUCAAGAGUGGAAGAAAGCUUAUGAUCCAGCAAAGAAAGAUAUGGGACUAAAAGGCAAUACUCGUGGAGGACGUGGAGGGCGUGGAGGACGUGGAAGCGGAACACGAAGCCGUGCGGAACUUCUUAGUAGUUUGGAUCUUUGUAAUGCUGCUGAGCAAAGUAAAAUUUGUAUUACUAUCGAGAAUAGUUUGAAGCGACUAAAUGGAACUAAUAAGGAUUUGUCUCAAGUGUUGAAAAUGAAAAGUUGGUUGAAACGAGGCAUUGCUGUGCAUCAUAGUGGAUUACUUCCAAUAAUUAAAGAGAUGGUAGAAAAGUUAUUUAAAGAUGGACUCGUUAAAGUUCUCUUUGCUACAGAAACUUUUGCUAUGGGUGUAAAUAUGCCAGCACGUACAGUUGUCUUUUCUGGUAUAAAAAAACAUGAUAGAGAAGGUCUUCGUGAAUUAAAUCCAGGAGAAUAUACACAAAUGUCUGGACGUGCCGGAAGACGUAAUAAAGAUCAUACUGGAGUUGUUAUUAUUCUUCCUGACCGUCGCGAUAAAAUUCCCGAAGUAUCAUCGCUUAAAAAUAUGAUAUUGGGAAAACCUACGAAAUUGGAAUCACAAUUUCGUCUUACUUAUAAUAUGAUACUUAAUUUAUUGCGUGUUAGAGCUUUACGUGUUGAAGAGAUGAUCAAGCGAAGUUUUUCCGAGAAUGCAAGUCAGAAAAUAUUACCAGACCAACAGGAAGAGUUUAUGAAGAAUGAAAAAUCUUUUAGUGAAUUAAAAAAACUUGAUUGUACUAUAUGUAAUCGUGAUAUCAAUGAAUAUUAUGAUGCCUCGACAACUAUUGCAAAAAUUAAUCACCAUCUUUUAGAAAAAAUUAUUAUUAAUCCUUUAGGACUUAAAGUAUUAAGUCCGGGAAGAGUAAUUGUUAUUAAUAGCGGUUCUUAUAGGAAUGUAGCAGCUGUUAUAUUGAAAUCCGCACCAGCAGGUCCUAAAAUUGACAAAUCAUUUUGGGUCUUUAUGCUCUUAGAUGAAAAUACAAUUCAAUCCGAACGAGAAGGUUUAGCGCCACUUCCCGUUACAAGACUAUCUAUUCCUAAUCCAAGUUCUUGUACAUACAAAAUUGAAUACCUUACUUAUAAAAAUAUUGGUUUUAUAACAAACUACAUAAUUAAUUUUGAUAUUUACGCUAUAAUGGAACAGAAUGAUCAACAUGAAAUUUCUAAUUUGAUGCAAGAAUUGCUGCGAUAUGCAACACAAAAUAGAAUUAAUGAAUAUGACUGGUCAAAGAUAAAAGAGUACAAUUUUCAACUUGAAUUGAUAAAGAAAAACAAAUUAAUGAAUGAAUUGAAUUCAUUUCACUGUAUAAUAUGUCCAGAUUUAAUCGAACAUUACGGACAUAUACAUGGAGAGCGUGAGCUUAAAGCAAGAAUUGACGAUCUAAAACAUACAAUAUCGGAUCAAAAUCUUGAAUUAUUACCAGAUUAUGAACAAAAGAUUGAAGUAUUAAAGAGAUUAAAGUAUAUUGAUCCGAAUGGUACAUUACAAUUGAAAGGCCAUGUCGCUUGUGAAAUCAAUUCAGCUGAUGAAUUGGUUCUUACCGAAUUAAUUCUUGAAAAUGAAUUUAAAGAAUAUGAACCAGAAGAAAUUGUUGCUUUGUUGUCAUGCUUCGUAUUUCAAGAGAAACGUUUUUGUGAUCCAAAUCUUACAACAAAAUUAAUGGAAGGAGUAGAAACUAUAAAGAAAUUUGAAAAAAACAUUGCUAAAGAAUGUGAUCUUAAUGAAGAUGAUAUAAAAAUUAACAUUGGAUUAGUUGAAGUCGUUUAUGAAUGGGCUAAAAAAGAAAUGGAUUUUAAAGACAUUACCGAAUUAACUGAUGUAUUAGAAGGGUCAAUCGUAAGAUGUAUUACAAGAUUAGAUGAAACUUGUAGAGAAGUUAUAAAUGCAGCUAGAAUGAUCGGUGAUUCUUCUUUAUCUAAAAAAAUGAAAGAAGCUCAGUCAUCUAUUAAACGUGAUAUUAUAACUACUAAAAGUUUG
Messenger RNA from Funneliformis geosporum, 3348 nucleotides. The record is from the annotation of a GenBank genome assembly. NCBI's taxonomy places the organism in Eukaryota, Fungi, Glomeromycota, Glomeromycetes, Glomerales, Glomeraceae.